UUCAGCUGAGGCCGACAGAAGUCACUCCCUCUCGUUCACCAUCCCCUCUUCUACCUCGAGCUCUCCUCGCCUUCGCCGCCCUCGUGCUCCUCCGCUGGUCGAUGCCGCCAUGCCCGUCCUAUCCCGCCCCAGUGCAAGCCACCCUGUCCAUGGAGGUUCAUCGCACAGUCAAAGCCCCUCCAAAUCCGAUUAGCUGAGCUCCUCGCGCUCAAAUCUGGCGGGUCUUGCCCUACCGCUUGCGACUUUGGUCGGAGGUGUCCGAAAUGCUACGAGUGGCACGCCGAAUCGAGUGCGUAGAAGGCAAGAGGAGCUACAAGUGGCGCAAAGUCAGGAGAUGGCUCUGGUGAUUCAGGAGAUGGGUCCAAGUCGGGUACUAAGGAGUCACCUCCUUCAUCUCCAUCGAUGUCUGCAAGUGAGGUUCCAGAGGGGAUUGAGUUGUCAGAUUGGAGGGGACUUGACUGCAAAAGUAGCCUUAGAUGCCGCCAUGGAAGACCCUCAAGAUGCUUGCUUUGCUGGGAUGGCGCCAACACUGGCCGACGCUACCUUGGUUGCCCCCUUAAGAACAAGUCUAGGAUGUGCCGUUUUGUCAAGUGGGUUGAUGAUGAGUGGCCGCCAAAGUCCCAAGAAGUUGCUGCGACUCUGUGGGAUGUUGUUGCCCAGUUCAAGAAGAAAGCUGAUGAUGCCCAAACUGAUCUACUGGGUGCCAUUCAGUUGAGAAAUGAGGUUAUGGAGGACAAGGAAGCACUGCUAGAAGAGGAGGAGGAUUGGGCCAUCGAGAAGGCAGCUCUGGUGCAGGAGAAAGCAAGGAUAAGGAGGGAAUUGUCCAUGAGAACGAGGUUUGCACGGGCGUCUUGUUCAACAUUGGCCUCAAGGAUUAACAGUCAAGAGUUGGACAAGAAGGUCCUGGUUGGAGUGAUCCUAUGCCUACUUGGCCUCCUAGUGGCAAUGAUGCUUUCAGUCGUACUGAAGAACAAGUGAUGCUCUGAGUUUACUCUGAUGGUGAUGAUCUUUUGUAGCUGCUGUUGGUAGGACUAGUGCAGUCUAGUUGCAUCUUAAGCCUGCCAUGCCAUAUUUUAUUGGCUCUGAUCAAACUUGUGAUCUUAUUUUGUAAGACAGUGAAGCUGUAAUGCCUGUGUUUGCUAGGUGGUCCUCUAGAUUCUUGAAACCUAGUAGUGUUUCUUAUGGUGCUGUGAUGAAACUAAUGAUCAAACUUCUAAUCAUAUUUGUGAAUUAUGGUGUUGUGAACCUUGA
Molecule: messenger RNA, 1251 nt
Organism: Panicum virgatum (switchgrass)
Lineage: Eukaryota; Viridiplantae; Streptophyta; Magnoliopsida; Poales; Poaceae
Exons: 3
Coding region: 403-978 (191 amino acids)
Molecular function (GO): zinc ion binding
Source: RefSeq, a predicted model, not a curated record